ACGCGCGCUGCUUGCAUGGGAAUAUGCGCUGGGAGAUUUUUUGGGGGGUCUAUUUCGCAGCUGGCCAGGGCCGGAAGCUUUUAGUCUAACAUGAGACAGCCGAGGGUGAGCACCCGAGUUUUCACACACUAAAGGUGCUACAGGGGAGAACGCACUCCGGGGAUAACACCAACCGAGGCAGCGGGAGAGCGAACACCACCACCAUGUACAAGACCAGUUACCUGCACGAGGUGCGCAAGGAGAAGUACGAGCGCUCCGACAUAUUCGAGGAGCCUUUGUCGCCUGACGCGUCGGCGGGCGCUUGUGCCAUCCAGGGCUGGGAGAGCCUGCAGGAACUUAACAGCCGCUUUGCCCGAUACAUCAACCGGGCACGCGUGCUAGAGCAGCGCAAUGCCGUGUUCCGCAAGCAGCUGGAGACGCUGCAGCGAAUGGAGGAGGCCAGCGGGCUUGAGGAGGCCUUUACGGAACAGAUAGAUCUGAACAGGCAGCGCAUCCGCGAGCUCUCUGCUGAUCGUGCAAAACUUGAGCGUGAGCUCAAGGAUGCAUGCCGCAUGCUGGACGAGUUCACCAACAAAUACAGAAAUGAAUGUGAGUAUCAAGAACAGCUGCGGGGUACAUUGGAACAACUCAACAAGGAGGCUGACUAUGCCCUGCUGAAGAACCUGGAGUUUCAGAUCCAGUCUCAGUUCCUUCAGGAUGACAUCAACUCCACCAAAGACAGACACAGGAAGAACAUGGCGGAGAUCCAGACAUAUGUAAACAUCCUGCACCAGAUCAAUCAGGCGAUCCCACUGAUGCCCAAUAUGGCUGUGGGCAUCUCUGAGGAGCAGGAGAAGCAGCUGGCCCAGAGAAGAGUUCCAGCCCUGCAGAGUCAACUGGAGGAGUACAAGAGUGCCCUCUGCCAGCUCCAAGCACAGAAAAAGCGUCUGCAAACCGAGACAUCAGUGUUGGAGAAUUCCAUUAAGAGCACACAGGAGAGCUAUGAUGAUGAGAUCCAGCUGUACAAUGAGAAGAUUGAGUCCCUGAGGAAGGACAUCGAGGAGGCAGAGAAGUCCCUGGAGAAGUACACCAAUGAGUGUCGCCACUUGGCCAUGUACCAGACCUCCCUGGAAAAUGAGCUGGAAAGAUACAAAAGGAUCAUCGAGAACGAGGACAACAGGUUGAAUUCAGCCAUAAUCGGGACUCCGAUUACCUUGUUCACUACAAAUUACCGCUACACCCACAAACCCAUGGUGUCCAGCAGGGGCAGAGACAUCACCCAAGCCAUCCAGGACAUCACCAGUGUCAAGCCUCGCCAGAAGAACCUGGCUAAGAAGGUCAUGAAGAAGAAGGAGAUCAACCCCAAAGACGUGAUGGACAGUGGCCCAGAGGAGAGAGACGGGGGAGUAGAAGCCACGGACGAUGUGAAGCAGGGGGCGGGGGAGGAGGAAGUCGAGGGGGAGGUGAAGAAGGAGCAGACCAACCCCCUGUACACAGGCACGUCCCCCGAGGACGUCCCCGACGGAGCUCAGAUCAGCAAGGCCUUCGACACGCUCUGCAACAUCGUCAGAGACAGAAUGAGAAGGUACAAGAAGCCAGAGCCCAUAGCGGACUUCUACACCAAGGGCCGCUACGUGCUGGUGACCGGUGACAGCAGCUACCUCCACCCCCACUUCUGCACCUCCACCCCGUCCGCUGGACACGUCUUAGUCACCAUCUGCGACAGCGCGGUCUCUCCUUACGACCCCUUCGGCCCUUCGCCCAGCCCCCCGUAUCCCCAGCCCAUGCCAGCCCCUCUCCCACUUACCCCCACCUUACCCUCUGACGGAGAGGAAGGAAAGGGUGAGGAUAAGGGCGGGAAAGGUGGCAGUAAAGGGAAAUCUAGGAAUGGAGACCCGAAGCCUAGUUCUAUGGACCCUACUCCUCCCCCACAGCCCAACCCCACUCCAGCUCCAUGUCCUCACCCCAAAGACCCCAAAGGUCCCAGUAACCCAUCUGGACCCAAGGGGGGUAAAGAUGACAGUUACCACAGGGGCUCUUCUCCCAUGCCUUCCCCUCGUGGGGCCAGCAGCAUGCCCCCUGACUCCAUGAGUUACGAGAAGGUGGAGAUGGUGGAGUCGGUGGAGAAGAUAUCCAAGGACCGCAAGACCAAGGGGUACGAGGAGACAGCCAUGCUGGUGGAGACCAUGAUUGAGAAGACAACCAAGAAGAGACACUGACUUUGAGAUAAGAUUUGAACUUGACCAUAAGAGCUGGUCACACUCCUCACAAGUUCCACCUCACUGUAUGCCAGCAUGAACAAACGCCUUAUAGAGACCACUAUAAGACUGCUAAACUAAAUACACCUUUUAUAAGACCAACAGAGACUGUCCUCACAUUGAUGCCUGCUAGAGGCUCCUUGCACAUUCCUGAUGCUGAUAGUUCACUCACACUCUCUGGCUUUGCGUUCAGCAAGUGUUAGCUGGCUCCAUAAUGCUGCUAUUGUUUUUUUUACCUAUGCCGAUAUGUUUCGCCUUUACUGUCUGAAAACUCGAAGUACAAACAUU
Molecule: messenger RNA, 2525 nt
Organism: Esox lucius (northern pike)
Lineage: Eukaryota; Metazoa; Chordata; Actinopteri; Esociformes; Esocidae
Product: filensin
Exons: 8
Coding region: 204-2198 (664 amino acids)
Biological process (GO): lens fiber cell development
Cellular component (GO): cytoplasm; intermediate filament
Molecular function (GO): structural constituent of eye lens
Source: RefSeq, a predicted model, not a curated record